CUGUCAAUGUGUUAUAAUGCUAAUCAACAUUAGCUAAAGGUUUUGUACGUGAGCUCAUAUAUAGAGAUCAAAUGGCAGAAAUUGAAAAUAAGAGUGGAGAUGGGAGGUGGUCACUUAAGGGCAUGAAUGCCUUAGUAACCGGCGGCACCAAAGGCAUAGGGUAUGCUAUAGUGGAGGAAUUGGCAGGUUUUGGUGCAACUGUUUAUACAUGCUCUCGUAAACAAGAAGACCUGGAUAAAUGUAUCCAAGAAUGGAAGAGCAAGGGUUACAAGGUAACAGGGUCAGUAUGUGAUUGUUCAUCUACCCUUCAACGCCAGCAGCUAAUGGAGAAAGUUGCAGAUUAUUUUAAUGGGAAGCUCCACAUUCUUGUGAACAAUGCUGCAACAGCUUUUCCAAGGAAAGCUACUGAUUCCACUGCUGAGGAUUACUCAGUGAUUAUGAGUACCAAUUUUGAGGGACCCUAUCACCUCUCUCAACUUUCACACCCUCUUCUAAAGGCAACUGGAAAUGGAAGCAUAGUGUUUAUCUCUUCUGUUGCUGGGCAAUUUGGAGUGCCUACUCUUUCUCUCUACUCUGGAUCCAAAGGAGCAAUUAAUCAAUUGACAAAGAGUUUGGCGUGUGAGUGGGCUGAAGACGGUAUUCGUGUUAAUGGUGUGGCUCCAUGGUUCGUUGAGACUCCACUUUAUCAAGAACAAUUGGUGCAGCCAGCUUUUACAGUAGUUGCAGAGAGAGCAUUAGAAAGAACUCCAAUAAGCAGGGAAGGAAAGCCUAAUGAAAUCUCAUCACUUGUUGCCUACCUGUGUUUACCAGCUGCUUCUUGGCUCACUGGACAAAUUAUCACUGUGGAUGGGGGCAAAACUGCCUAUGCCUUUUAGUUAUCCACUUCAGUCAUGAAUGUGUUAUUGAAAUAAUGGCUUUUUUUUAAAAAAAAGUUUGUUUGAUGUGGGUGUCUUAUAUAUUUAGGAAUAACAUUGUGUGCCUGUCGCACUAGACAUUGUGAAGAGAAGUAUUAAAAAAAUCCCAUAUUUUAUGAUAUGGAGAGUCUAUUAAAUAAAUGUUGUAUUUAAUUUGAGCGUAUCAAUAAUAUACUUUUUUUUAGAGCUUCAAA
Molecule: messenger RNA, 1108 nt
Organism: Ipomoea nil (Japanese morning glory)
Lineage: Eukaryota; Viridiplantae; Streptophyta; Magnoliopsida; Solanales; Convolvulaceae
Product: tropinone reductase homolog
Exons: 6
Coding region: 72-875 (267 amino acids)
Molecular function (GO): oxidoreductase activity
Source: RefSeq, a predicted model, not a curated record